ACAAAUUUGACCCGAAGAUCUUAUGUGUUAAAAAAUGUAUAACUGGAAAAAUAGUAAAUAUAUACAUAUAUAAGCCCAAGAUCAUAAGUAUGGCUUUAGUUUCCAAAUGGAAUAAAAGUUUGCGGGGAAAAAUAAUUUUCUUAUUGAAAUGGGUGAAAUUUGACCCGAAGACCAUCGAUGACAUAAAUAAAUUACCAGGGCAAUUGGUCAAAAAAGAGGAAUGCCCCGUAUAAUACAGGACGGUUGGUCACCGUAACUAUUGCGCAUGUCUCGCUUUUGUCAAAACAUACUUACUGCCUUCUUUGCAAAAAGUGCUAGCAAACUAAAGUGAAUAGUUGGGUUUUGAGAUUUCCAAAAUAAAAGUUGCAAUAAAAAAAAAAGCGCCAACAUUAAAUUUGUUAAAUUACUUAAAUAACGCAAGAGUUUGAGUAGUAACACACACACACACUCGAAAUGCUCUUCUUUAGCUGGAGGCGGAAAACACGAUUGAAGGAAAAUCUAAUGUGGCUUUUGGUCCCAUUGCUAGUUUUGGGCUGCUUGCUAAGCAUAUUCAGCAUGGAGUGUAUUUUCAAAAAAAGCCUUACCAUUAAUCACAUGUGCAAGAUGUACGAAAGGCACAAAUAUAGGGGUUCACUGUGUGAGGAACUCUGCAGCGAGCAGACGCCCUUUGAGAAUUUCAAUUGUCCAAACUAUAUCACUGCCCAGAAAAAUGGUGAUGUUAUUGAAUUUAGGCGUGCAGAUAGAAUAUAUGUUGAAGACUUAGCAUGGAGCGACAAAAGAGGGCAUCUUAGAUAUCCAAAAAUCGAUGAUUUUUAUCAUAUUGUAAAAUUGCACAUUUUAAUCAACUACAACGUUACGUUGGAGGACAAUAUGAUAAAAUUGUUGAUUAAUCAAGAAAUCGAUGAAAGUAACCCCGAUCAAAUGCUAAACUUCUGGCGACUUUUCAAGGACAAUAACUAUUUGAUGGGCAAAUUGUUCGAUGACGACGGUCUCUUUUCUACGAUAGGAGGUGCGUGCGGUCCAGUUUAUAUUGUGGAGCAUUUGAAGCCACUAGAGCUUCGAAACAGCUUCACGCGAUUUUUCCUAAACAGUCCGCCAGAGCAAAUGCUCUUCAAGAGGCUAUUAAAUUAUAUUAUGCGUUUGGAUAUGAUCAGACCGGAUCCCUUGAAAAUCUGCAAAAUUGAUUUAUAUAAUUUUGGCUUCACAACUGAUUCCAGAUUGAAAGCUUUCAACGCCAAUCAUAUAGCGGCAGAGACCCAAGUGAAUAAGCGUUUAGCUAGCGGUCAGCCCUGUUCGCGCGAUGAAGAUUGCGACUGGCAUCAAUGCCACGGUAGCUGCGACAAGCGGAAGCACAUCUGUAACGGCGCUCAAAAGAAUGAUAAUUUAGCGAUCUUUUGCGAUUAUGUCAUGGAGUAUCCGUACCAUUUUCCCGAAUUAAAAAUGCAGCCUGCAGUGUUGGAGCUCUAUAAAGAGAAGUGCUUGCAGCCAAGAUCAAAGAUUCGUUGGAACGAUUAAAAAGUGUGUCCUGUGGAUA
Rhagoletis zephyria (snowberry fruit fly) is the source of this 1534-nucleotide messenger RNA. RefSeq names its product divergent protein kinase domain 1C (gene aln). The record is from RefSeq and is a predicted model, not a curated record. Lineage: Eukaryota; Metazoa; Arthropoda; Insecta; Diptera; Tephritidae.